This is a messenger RNA of Photinus pyralis (common eastern firefly), 1196 nucleotides long. RefSeq names its product ras-related and estrogen-regulated growth inhibitor-like protein. The transcript is spliced from 5 exons. Gene Ontology annotation, molecular function: GTP binding; GTPase activity. NCBI's taxonomy places the organism in Eukaryota, Metazoa, Arthropoda, Insecta, Coleoptera, Lampyridae. The record is from RefSeq and is a predicted model, not a curated record. The coding region runs from base 13 to 918 and encodes 301 amino acids.
AGUAAUAUAUACAUGAGCGUCGCGACGCCGCUUCAUUCAGUAGGUUUAUUCUUAUCGGUAGAAGCAGUCAGUAGUUGCCGCAGGUGCUUUCCGCAAAGUGCGAUCGUGAUUUGUGUUCGACGAUUCAUUUUGUGCGGUCAGACUAAUUUUGGUUCUUUUUCACAAUUGGUUAUCCACCCAUCAAUGAUCGACAUCGUUCAGAAAAUGAAAACGGAGGACAAGAAUAAUAUGCCAAAAGUUCGUAUAGCAGUCAUUGGAAAAUCGAAUGUUGGAAAAUCAGCGUUGACCGUUCGAUACUUGACAAGGCGCUAUAUUGGAGAAUACAGGAGCAACACAGAUUUGCUCUAUCGGCAGACGCUUACGAUCAACAACGCACCGAUUGAGGUCGAAGUUGUGGACGUCUGUAGCUGUGAUUUAGCAAGAUUUCCGGAGGAGCCAAUUUUUUGGGCAGACGCCUGUGUGGUCGUCUACGAUAUAACCUCCAAGAAAAGUCUAACUCACGCUACCGAACUAAUGCAGAAGGUCCACCAGUUGAGGUCGCAGCACCAAAUUCCAAUGCUUCUGUUGGGGAACAAAGCUGAUUUAGAACACCUCCGCGAGGUGGAAGAAAUUGAAGGUAGAACGCUUGCAGUGCAACACGGAUGUCAAUUUUACGAAGUUUCGGUUGCGGAAAAUAGUUCCUUGAUAUACAGUGCGUUCGACGUCCUUCUAAGUGAAUGUCGGUCCGUAUUAAGCACGCAAAAGACGAGAAAAUUUUCUGUAUCGAAAAUGAUAGGCACUUUAAUAGGAAAUAACAACGGAAAAGUAACGACGAACGCGAAUCAAGGAGGAACUGUCGUAGUGUGUCAUAAAUCCGACUUGUACAAGUCGAGGGUGUUGAAGCGAAGACACAACUUUACAGCAACCGCAUCACUGUGACUAAUUGAGAACGAAGAACAACCUGGGAAUUUUCUUUGCUUUAUUGACUUCCUUUAUAAGAAGUCAUGUUUGUACAACUAAACUAAGUAGUUGUUUCUUGGAUCUGAAUGAUCGGCGUCAUUGGUUAGAGGCGCUUUUUCAAUGGAUUGUCGUUUCUCAGUUUUAUGAGAGACUCGGAAGUGUCAAUUAGGAAAGAUAAUAUUUUUUAAAAAUAGUUUCCUCGAGACUUUUAGCACUGAACCAACUUAAUUAGUAAUGGCAUAUCAAACGUGUUUUUU